Molecule: messenger RNA, 407 nt
Organism: Rubroshorea leprosula
Lineage: Eukaryota; Viridiplantae; Streptophyta; Magnoliopsida; Malvales; Dipterocarpaceae
Source: the annotation of a GenBank genome assembly
ACAUUUUGUCAUGUAGUUGUGCUUCCUUAAAUUUUUGCCUUAUAGUCUAGUCUGUAUGCUUGUGAAUGCAAGAUGCAGUGCAUCGGGGCAAACUCAAACUAUUACUCGUCAGGCACCAACAAUUACCCAAGCUCCUGUUCAUGCAAAUGAAAAGUCGCCACAACUGGAUGAUGGUGGGACUGGAUUUCCGCCACGUGAUGAUGAAGGUGGUGGAGGUGGUGGGGGAGGUGGGGGAGGCAACUUUUCAGGUGGAUUCUUCCUCUUUGGCUUUCUUGCAUUUCUAGGCUUCUUGAAGGAUAAAGAAAGUGACGAGGGCUAUAAGAGCAGGAGGAGGAGACAAGCAAAUUGAUAUAGAAUCCAUAUGGCCUGUUUUCAUGUUGUAUUCUUUUUGACAAUGAAUAACAAUA